This is a messenger RNA of Oryzias latipes (Japanese medaka), 1716 nucleotides long. It is a transcript of the gene ppp1r27a, whose product is annotated as protein phosphatase 1, regulatory subunit 27a. Gene Ontology annotation, molecular function: phosphatase binding. NCBI's taxonomy places the organism in Eukaryota, Metazoa, Chordata, Actinopteri, Beloniformes, Adrianichthyidae. The record is from RefSeq and is a predicted model, not a curated record.
AAUAGCGCCUCAGAGGGUAUAUAGACGUGCUGUCAGUUUUGCCCCCAUCAGACUCCAGAUCUGUGCAACGACUGAUUGGCAAACUACUUAUACUGGAAGAAGAAAUGAUCAAGACAAAGCUGUGGGUUAAGAAGGAGGAGUUAUUGAAGUGAAGAAAAGGAGCUGCUUCAGCAGGAACCUCAAAGGAUAAAGUCAACUGAAGACAAAAAGGACAAAGGAUACCGCUCUUCAUUGGAUUGUUCUGCUCAUUUGGAUUUCUUUCUUUUAGUCCUCCUGAUUUCAGAGAAAAGGAGGGGACAAAGCAGCAAUCCCUGCAAGGAUGAAGUACAACUACCACGUACCAUUGACGACAUACACGCGGAGCUCCCAGUACACACCGACGUACCACACACCAUCUUAUUACAGCUCUUCGCACUACACCCCAACGGCAUACACAUCUACGUAUGCUGCAGUGUCAAAGCACACCCCGACACAGUACGGCGCUUCGUAUCCCACCCCAUCCCAAUACACACCCUCCUACAAAGCUGCAUCCACGUACAGCCCUGCAUACAGCAAAGCUUUGCGUUGCACUUCAACUCAACGCAAACAGCCUCAGGAGCCCCCUGCACCUGUCAUACCCGUGGUACCCGCCAAGAGGACUGUGCACUUCCCCAAUGACAUCAUCUUCCAGGAUAUUGUUAGAAGAGGAGAUUUGGAGCAAAUUGGGCGCUUCAUGAGAGCGAGGAAAGUGCGUGUGGACACACUUUUUCAUUCGGGUAUGGCGGCGUUGCACGAGGCUGUGCUGACAGGUAACCUGGAGGUGGUGAAGCUGCUGGUGAAAUACGGUGCUGACGUCCAUCAAAGGGAUGAGGACGGGUGGACACCACUACACAUGGCCUGCAGUGACGGCUACCCUGAGAUUGCCAAGUAUCUCCUGGCAAUGGGAGCAAGCACAGAAGCUGAGAAUGAGAGUGGAGAGAAGCCUGCAGACCUCAUUGAUCCUGACUGCAAAGACUUGGCCAAACUAUUUGAGACUGGCUGUGUGUGAUCGACCAUCAAACAAAUGCAAAGGCAACCCCCCCAACCUAUUGGACACAGAAGGUGCUGCUUUAAGGAGACGGAAUAAGCCAAACCAAUCAGACUGAUAUCUUGUUUGAUAACUUGACUGAUGUUGGGACACAAUUUUUGUUAAUAUCUUUCAAAAGUGAUCCUAUUUCUUUUGUAAGAAACCUUUUGAGGAAACAGAUUUAAAGCCAAUUUUUAUCAAAUUAUUAAUUUUUAUUUACUUAUUUUAUUAUGUGCAUUCACGUUUUCAUUUAAAUUUUCAUCUUCGGGACAAUUCUGAUAUUUUUUUAUAAGCGUAUCGGUGAAGGAAUUCCAUCCGUUGUUUUUGUGUUAAGCAGUGACUGUUCAUGUAGCCGGUUGCACUCUGUAAAAUGUUUGCUUCCAAACUAUGAAUACAUUCUGAAUUGUGUUUUAUACAGUUGUUUGCAUCCUUGCUGCUGGGCAGAAGGAGACUCUUACAGAUCCGUUGGAAAGAUAAAAAUAUACAUUAUUGACAUCUAAACUAAACAAAAGCAAGUUUAUUUAGUUUGGGCAUCUCUGCCUCUGCAGCUGUUUUGCUUAUGUAAUAUGUUGUUUGCUGUAAUAAGUGUACAAAUGUGUAAAAAUCAAAGUCUUAUCAAUGCUUGUGCAGUUUUGUAGAUUUUCAUGAAUAAAGUUGCUUUUAUAAAUAAA